This is a messenger RNA of Platichthys flesus (European flounder), 637 nucleotides long. RefSeq names its product leukocyte cell-derived chemotaxin-2-like. The coding region runs from base 99 to 560 and encodes 153 amino acids. NCBI's taxonomy places the organism in Eukaryota, Metazoa, Chordata, Actinopteri, Pleuronectiformes, Pleuronectidae. The record is from RefSeq and is a predicted model, not a curated record. The transcript has 4 exons.
UGUUUGUCUCUGGACUUUCCACUGUGUCGAAACCUCAGAUCUUUAUAAGCCUGAGUGAGCAGGCAGGCGGGUCAGAACCAGUCAGAACCGGUCAGAACAUGAGAGCUGUCGGGGCUGUCGUCGUGUUGGCUGUGUUGUGUGUGUGUGAUGCUGUUCGGUUCGGGCAGCUCUGCAGUGGAAACCCUGCGAACAACAGGCGAACAUCGGACAGCUGGGGUCAAGGUCACUAUGGAGCCAGACGGGGAACCAGGGUCCAUGCAGGUCUGGACAUCGUGUGCAGCGACGGGGCGGCAGUCUACGCUCCGUGUGACGUCACCCUCGGAGGACGACUCACCGUCUACACCGACGCCAGUAAGGCCGCCAUCAACAGCGGCAUCAACCUGCGAGCAGAAGGUCUGUGCUUCAAGUUGUUCUACGUGAAUCCAGACCGGACGUCCGGCUCGGUGAGGAAGGGUGAGCGGAUCGGAACCAUGAUGCCCAUGCAGAGCGUUUAUCCGGGAAUCACGUCACACGUCCAUGUCCAGUUGUGUGACAAGAGCGACCCCACCCAGUACUUCUGAGUGUCACGUGUCCUCGUGGGCGGGGCCAGUGGGCGAGCCAAUGGACUCGUGGAGAAUCAAUAAAAACAUAAAAACAA